CUAAAAGCGGGGCUUUGAAAGGACCCAAACAAUAUGUACCGGAUAUUCUGAGAGCAUGAAGUAAACAUUGGAGUAAACGCUUAUAAUUUCUGUUUUCAGUCUCUUACAGACUCCUCAGAGUUGAUAAAAUGAACAACAUUUCCCCUGAGGUUGCUCUGCACCGGAUCUCACCUGAGUUGCGGCCCUUGCUCUGCAGCGUUGUGCGGAACGGCCGGGUUGGACUCGACUCCACAAACUGUCUCCGUGUGACCGACCUCAAAACUGGAUGCACAACUUUGACCCCGGGUCCCUCCUGUGAUCGCUUCAAACUUCACAUCCCGUACGCUGGAGAAACCCUGAAAUGGGAUAUCAUAUUCAAUGCACAGUAUCCAGAACUGCCACCGGAUUUCAUUUUUGGAGAAGAUGCCGAGUUUCUCCCUGAACCUUCAGAACUACCACACCUGGUCCAGUGGGAUGCAGGGAACCCAGAAUGUUUGCUCCAGCUGGUGAAGGAGCUAAUCCAGCAGUACCACGACUACCAGUGCCAGCGUCUGCGAGAAAGCUCCAGGCUGCUCUUUGAGUACGGAAGCCUGCUGGAGGAUCCCAACUAUGGCCGCAACAUGGAGAUUUAUGCCGGACGCAAGAACAGCUGGACAGGAGAGUUUUCAGCACGUUUCCUUCUCAAACUGCCCGUGGACUUCAGCAACAUCCCGGUCUAUCUCCUCAAGGACACAGCGCUGGACCCUGGAGAGGAUGUCGCUCUUCUCUCAGUGAGCUUUGAGGAUGCUGAGGCUACCCAGGUCUUCCCUAAACUCUACCUGUCCCCCAGCAUUGAACAUGCCCUGGGAGGCUCCUCUGCACUUCAUAUCCCAGCAUUCCCCAGUGGAGGAUGCCUAAUAGACUAUGUCCCUCAAGUGUGCCAGUUACUCACAAACAAGGUGCAGUAUGUCAUCCAAGGCUACCACAAGAGGAGAGAGUACAUCGCCGCCUUCCUCAGCCACUUUGGAACGGGUGUGGUGGAGUAUGAUGCUGAAGGAUUCACAAAACUCACUUUACUACUUAUGUGGAAGGACUUCUGCUUCCUCGUACACGUGGAUCUCCCGCUGUACUUCCCCAGGGACCAGCCCACCCUCACCUUCCAGUCUGUGUACCACUUUACCAACAGCGGGCAGCUCUACUCUCAGGUGCAGAAGUCGUACCCCUACAGCCCCCGCUGGGACGGCAAUGAGAUGGCAAAGAGGGCAAAGGCGUACUUCAAGACUUUUAUCCCUCAGUUCCAAGAGGGAGCCUUUGCCAACGGGAAACUCUAGUGCUCUCCAGCUUUAUGACAUGCCUGGAGAGUUGCCUGUGGGAGUGUGUAUGUGAGUGUGUGUUUGUGCAUGCCCCUGUGUACCUGUAAGUGAGUAUGCACAGACUAAUGUUUGUGAAAUGUUCCAACAGUACAUUGAGAGUGACCGUGGGUUUGUUGGCGCACAGACUUUGUGAAUUCCAUCUUAUUGACCUUGAAAUGGCUCUUAGUAUAAGUUCUCCUUUAGUUUUUCAUUUAGGUUUAAAUAGACACAACUUUAGUGUAGAGGUUGAGAAGAAGUCUGGAGGGCACUGUCAUAUAUUUCUGAAAUGAGAGGCUGACAAAGACUUAGUGUUGUAAAUACAAGGGAGUGAUGUGACUUUUACAUUCUCCACCUCUUUAGUGAAAAUAACAGACACAUGAGCAUCGUGCACAUGCCGCACAAAUUUGUGGGAGCAGCCUAAAAUGUGUAUCUUCUUUGCUUGUUCGCCAGCCAUAAACUGUAUUGAUCGAGUGAAACAAGCAGCCUCCUGGUUGGAAAGUUGAAGCUAAUGCAGUAGCACCUUAAACCUGAAUUCUUUCAAAUGGCCAGCAGGGGGUCCAAUAGUCGCAAAAAAAAGAUGUAAACAAGUUAAAUAAAAAAUAACCCUUCUUCCUUGAUUGAAAAACCUCAGUAACUUCAGAGUGUAUAAUCUGUAUUGGUAAUUUAAGUCUUCUAUAAUAUAGCAUGACGUUCAUUGAGGAAGUAAUGGUCAGGGUUAAAAUAUCAUCAAGGAUAAAGCAGUGUCCGCGUUAUGGCCUGGUUACUUCAGCCACCCCUAAGAAAGCCUUGUUCAGCUUUCAGUUUUCAAUCUUUGGUAAGUACAUUUGGUUUAAAGGCAGUUUCUUCACUAGCCAUAAUUAAUAUCACAGUUACCAUUAAUCAGAGAUGAGCUUGUCCUGGAUUUAGCUUACGACUAUGUUUGCUCCUUACAGUGCCACCUUCUCGUCCAAAAAAUUAACUUCUAUCCAAGAUUCAAAACACCAAGAUAGUCAUGGCCGAAAUGUUUAACUAGAGGCUUCUAAAAGGUCGUCCAUAAAGUGAUUGCUGACAUCACAGUGGCUACAUCCACUUCUUGUAUGCAGGCUUUUCUGCCUAAAGGCUUUUCUCUCUAAAAGGAUCUCCACAACACCCUGUACAGUCAGUCUGUCUGAUGUUACAAAAACUAUUAUUGUUAAAAAGUGUUGUGCCAAUGGCUUAAAGCAUUCAAACCCCAGAGGUCCGCCAUCACUAUUCUCCAUCCAGAGCGGCCGUUGCGUUGGUAUGUAAACAAUAUGAAAACGAACUAACUACAUGUAAAUCACAAAGAGCUGUGGGGACAAUUCAACAACAACAUGUUAGAGUUUGGCUGCACUUUGUCAGAAUAUCUACAUGACUUUUCCUUUUAACUGUCUGUCUGUUUCAUUGAAGCAUUCAAAGGCCUGUGAAGUGACAAUACUGUACGUUAAUGAAGAAUAAGUUCUGUCUGAGUUUCUAUCCAGUAAAGAAGUCUGUUUCCCUCCGA
Labrus bergylta (ballan wrasse) is the source of this 2811-nucleotide messenger RNA. RefSeq names its product BRISC and BRCA1 A complex member 2 (gene babam2). Gene Ontology annotation, cellular component: BRISC complex; BRCA1-A complex. Gene Ontology annotation, biological process: double-strand break repair. The record is from RefSeq and is a predicted model, not a curated record. Lineage: Eukaryota; Metazoa; Chordata; Actinopteri; Labriformes; Labridae.